Messenger RNA from Spodoptera frugiperda (fall armyworm), 6341 nucleotides. It is a transcript of the gene da, whose product is annotated as protein daughterless. Gene Ontology annotation, biological process: regulation of transcription by RNA polymerase II. The record is from RefSeq and is a predicted model, not a curated record. Gene Ontology annotation, molecular function: protein dimerization activity; RNA polymerase II cis-regulatory region sequence-specific DNA binding; DNA-binding transcription factor activity, RNA polymerase II-specific. The transcript has 14 exons. NCBI's taxonomy places the organism in Eukaryota, Metazoa, Arthropoda, Insecta, Lepidoptera, Noctuidae. Gene Ontology annotation, cellular component: transcription regulator complex. The coding region runs from base 359 to 2182 and encodes 607 amino acids.
UUCAGUAGUAUCCCCGCCGCCGCGCCGCGCGGACGUACGGCGCUCCGUCGCGAAACACGUACAAAGUUUGUGUGAUGUAACAAAGUGACUUGUUAUCUAGUGUUGACUUUACAGCCAGCAUUGUCUCGCAUGUUUACGUUUGCACAUGAUUGUUCCACGUCCAGCCAAACCCGCGAUAGUGUCCACAAACAUUAAUCUACAAACGAUUUAAAACAAAAACAAUCUAAACAAAAGUGUAAUUUAAAUUAAAAACAAAGUGAAGUGACAAUCCCGAAAAAUAGUGUUUAUAACCAAAAAAAAAAGUGAUGCGUAAAAACAAAUGCAAGAAAUUUAAAUUCAAAUGAUUCGAUAAUUGAGAAUGGCCCUCAGGCAUGACGUCACGAACAUGGACAAUACAUUCCUCCCCGCGGAUCCCCCCCCAAUCUCCGAAAUCAUAUACGAACCACGGACAGACCUAGCCACAGAGUACUUUAACACAUUCAACCAGAUAUGUGAGAACUAUCGGAGUGAUUCGGACGUUAAUCUUCGGCAAACUUCGGACAGCCUUCGGUUGUCUUCGGAGAUUCUUGACGGUGUGCGAUCAGAGUAUGUUAGUACAGACUUUACUGGUAAAGACUAUGAAACGAAUGCUCAGAAAGUGUUUUUGAGUGCUAAGGAUGAGCAGAUCUUCCAGUUUGGGCAGCCUGAUGCCUCGGCUCUGUUGAGGCAUCGAGCGAGGAGAAGAUACAAUGAGGAGCACGGUCUACAGCCACCGGCGACUACUAGUCAGGAGAGUGGGUACGGCAGCGAUGAGUUCGGGCACGACUCGCCGAGCCGGUACGCGUCCCCCAAGGGGGCGGGCGCCGGGGCUCCGUACCAGGAGUACUACGCGGGCGGUGAGUGGGGCGCGCCCUACUACCAGCCGCCGCCGGCCUACCAGCACGACCCCUAUGCUACGUCGCCAGGUAUAGCGGGUGCUCCUGUGGGCGAGGCGGGCGGCGGCGGGGCGGAGCUCCCCCUGCCCCCGAUGUCCUCAUUCAGGGCGGCCGCGCCCCACCACUCGCCUACAGACCCCAUGCUGGUUGCCAAGCCGCCUUUACAGCCUAUGUACGGCGGCGCGAGCACGACCCCGGCGGUGGGCGCGGUGGGCGGCGCGGAGGCAGCGGGCAGCCUGUCGUCGUACGGCUCGUCCCCCUCCACCCCCGUGCACUCCCCCCCGCCGCUACACGCACGGCUCUACCCCCCGCUCAAACAUACCGCGCACCAUCAUCAUCACCACAAUGGGCAGCAAUCAAACUGGGUAUCAUCAGGGGUGUCGUCCCCUCCGUCGGCGUCGACCCCCCACGCGCUGGCGGCGCCCGUCCUACCCAACGGCCACCACGCGCCGAUGCCCGUGUUCCAGCCCACUGGAAUGGGCGCGCCGGCGGAGCAGCGACAGCUGGACGAGGCGAUGGUGUUCCUUCGAGAGCAUACCGACUGUGGCGCUCGCAUGGAGGAGCGGCUGGACGACGCCAUCAACGUGCUGCGCAACCACGCCGAGGCGCCCGACCUCUACCCGCAGGACCUGCAUCAUCAGCCGCCAGCGGCAGUGUCCCGGCUGGGAGUGGGGGGCGCGCUGCUGCAAUCGGAGCCGCCCGUCAAGAUGGAGCGCCACGUACUUCCCAAUACUAAGAAACGCAAAGAGCCACCGGACUCGGGCGUGGAAUCGAAGCCGUCAUCGUCAGGGUCAGCGGACGCGCUCGCGAACAAACCGCCGAACAGCAAACGUUCGAGGCGAUACUCGACCAACCCUGCAAUGCCCAGCUGUUCGUCUGCUGAUGAAGAUGAUAUGGACCCCGACACGAAGGCGGCGCGAGAGAGAGAGAGGCGACAGGCUAACAAUGUUAGAGAGAGGAUAAGGAUACGAGAUAUAAACGAAGCGCUUAAAGAGCUGGGCAGAAUGUGUAUGACUCACCUAAAGAGUGACAAGCCACAGACAAAGCUCGGGAUACUCAAUAUGGCGGUCGAGGUCAUUAUGACGCUUGAGCAACAAGUCAGAGAACGCAACCUGAACCCGAAGGCGGCGUGUUUGAAGCGACGCGAGGAAGAGAAGGCGGAGGAAGCGCCCAAGUUGCUGCCCGCGCCCCUACAGCACUACCAACCCAUGCCGGGCAUGGGUCAAUUGCCAGGCCAACCCCCCACAGGAGGCCCCCCUCCGCAAUAGCGACGCGCUGCACGCUAACUACGCACUGCGACAGCACCGAACCCGGGACUCUGCCGGCACCGGCCCGUGGAACACGCGAUAAAACUCACAUAGAGUGAGUUUGGAUGAGUUGCGAUUGAGUAACAUGUGAGUUGGUAUGAGUAACAUUUUGAGGUUAAUAAAAAUAAUAAUUUGGUACUAUUUUUUGUAUUUUAUUUACUGUGACUUUUAAUAGAAAAGAAAUACUGUAUUACUGAUUUUUUGGCAAUUUUUAAUAUACAGUUUGAUGUUUUUAAACUUUCUUUAAAUAAGUUAUCGCCAAAUGAUAUGAUUAUGAUGAUUUAAUAAUUCAAUUAUUGUAUAAAAAGAUAAAAAUCUUGCAUGAACUAGCAUGGAAAUCAAAAUUAAUAGAUAACUUAAAACAUCAACUGUAUGAUAAACUAAAUAAAAUGUAAAAUGUCUCAUUAAGUUUCUUUUAGUUUAAUUGACAUAUAAUUUGACAUACUAUGUCAAAAAAGAUUAUGACAGUUAAACUAAAAGACAUUUUCUAAAUGUUAAUUACUCAGUGUUACUCAAUCGUUAACAAAGAAUGUUAAAAUAGGAAUGUUUGUUAACAAACGCGUGUAAACCAAAUUUUAUUGCAUUUUAUUCAUAAUAAUUAUUAUUUCUUCGACCCUGUUGAUCAGGGAUGGGCCACUGUCUUACCAAUGGGACGCCAUAGUCUUUUUUAAGGUUUUAAUUAUAAAUAAAUAAGUACACACUUUUAAUUUUCAUAUUUUUUAAUGGAAAAUUCAACGUUUUUCGUAACCCAGUGACUGUGGUUUGGUGUUAAAAAUACCGAUAUUUUUAUUCUGUUUAAAAGCUCUCUCAUACGUUUUUUAUGAUUUAUAUUUGUAAAUGAAUCUUUUGUCUUUAUCGGGUGACUUUUGGUCCAUUUACAAAUAUAAUUUUUAACGUCAUUAUGUCUCAGCAAUUAUAACCAGUUUUAUUUUUCUAUUGCAGUCAUAAUUUUCGAUUUUAACAUACAACUUAAAACCACCGACAGUUACACAAUUAAAAUUCUUGUUACCUACCCAUUUUAUACUCUGACAACAUCGGAGUCCGCCUUAACAAUGGGUAACACUGUCGUGUGACGUCACUACUUGGUACUUUUAACACCAAACUACUAAAUUACACGACAAAUGAGUUCCAAAGAUAUUUUAACUGAGAAAUAUUUUAACAAACGGUUAACAGCAGUGCGUAGUGAAAAUUUCCGGACUCUGUAGUUUCAUAAGUGUGUAUAUUAUUAGAUAUAGAGAAUAGUUUUAUAUAAAAAACUUAAACAUCAGACGAAAAAUACUAUGUCUUAUAUCCAAAGACAUAAUCUGUGUAAAAUAUUAACUUAGCAUAUAUAGUUAUAUGAUAGUUAUAAUUGAAAUAAGGAAAAACAUAUUUUUAAAUUACAUUUUUGAUUUUUAAUCGUAAAUCUUUUGCUGCCAUAGACCACUACCGCUUUAUAUUGAGUUUUGAAAAGCUAGACAAUAAAUGUUUGUUCGUUUGUCCAUCCUCAUCUCUUAAACUAGUGGUGCGUUUAUAAAAAAUAAAAUAAUUCGUAAAAUUGUAGACUUUUAACAAAAAAUUAGUAUGAGAUCCGUUUUAAACAAAAACUUAUGAAAUUUUAGUACUUAUUGUGAUAAUUAUAGUAAUUGUGUUUCUUACUAUUUGAAAUCGUUUUUGGUUACUAAAAGUUUACAGUUUUACGAAUAUUGUAAAGUAUUAUAAAGAUGUAUGGCUGCUAACUUAUGAAAACGUACUUAAUCAAUAUCCGUUGUACUAAAACUCCAGUGAACUCAUUGACAGUUAAACUUAUGUGUAUGUUGACACGCCACACCAUGAGAUCUACGUAGUAUAGUACGUACAUUUUUUUAUUUUAAAUAUUAUUAAAUAAUUUCUUUCUCCUUCUAUUAAUUUCUUUUUUAGAAUAUGUUGUCGGUAGCUAUUUCGCUUGGAGAUUGGAAUGUACUUAUACAGGAUUUUUUUGUAUAAGUUUUAUAUAUUAUAUUUGUUAUUUGCUAUAUAUUUUUUUUUGUUUAUAUAAAACUUUAUAUUUGGUAUUUCUUUCUUUAGCUCUCUUACGGAAGAAAUAGCAAAUGAUAUCGUUUAUUUUUCUCUUUUUUUCGUUUUGGAAAAUUGAUUAUUCAGGUUUACGUAAUGAAAUCAGAUUCUUUAUUUAAUCGAAAAUAAAGAUUAAUCUAAUUUUGACAUAAUAAUUUUACAUCAAGUUUGUAAAUUAAAAAAUCGAAAUAUCAAUAUUCCAUUUUGUAUAUAUUAUUAUUACAAAAAUAAAAGUAUAUUUUACACGAAGUCCGCUCAAUGACUUAAUAAUUCGAUACUGACGUAACUUUGAACUAAAUUAUUAUUUUAUUAUUAUUUGUUAUUAUUUCAUGACAUUAUUAUUCAAUUAUUUUUCGAAACAACUAUUAUACGUACUGUCAUAGUUACUUAUGUAAUGAGCAUAGUAUAAUAUUUUUAGUUGUUUCGACUGUGUUGGGCUUAGUCGAAUUUUUUAGUCAGUUAACUAAAUGACAUUGACUAAUUAAAUUAGUAUAAAAGAGAGAGAUUUUAACCCAGUUCUUUUAAAAAUGUGUUUUUUUUUUGCGCAACUGCUGCGCAAAUUUUGCUCAUAAAUUUGCGCAGUCACUCAGUGUAAUUCACUUUAAAAUUCGACGUUAAAAGUAAUUCAAGUACAUUGUAAUUGAAUAAUUAUUAAAAUUCGGGAUUCUAAUGAUAUUUCAAUUGCAAUGUGCCUGCUUACGCCCGAUUCAAAUCUAUCCAUUUUUUAGUUAUUAGUCCUAACUACAUAGUACUCUGUAUUAUAUAGGUUUAAGGUUGAUUUUCCCUUGAAUCAUGAAUCGUGUAUAUUUUGUGGAAAGAUGUCAAAUUUAAUUGUAAUUUUCUUGAAAGUAAAUUGUGCUUUAGAGUUUGAAAUAUCUCAGUAUUUUUGAUUUGACUCUUUAUAAGAUUAUUAUAAUUAAAUUUGAUUUCUUUUCGAUAAAACCAACACAAUUGAUUAUGUUUAUAUUAAUUUGAAUUAAUCAUAAACUAAUUAGUUUCUGAAAGAGUGAAUAAUAUAAAAUGAACGAGUAUGAAACAUAUUCUUACUCAGAGUUAUUUAAUGGUUACUUAACCCAAUCCUUAGCAAUUGUUUUCGAUAAAAAAUCGUUACUAAGGAAUAGUUUAAGUAACAAUUAAAUUUCUCUGAGUAUGAUAGUUUUCGUUAGUGCUAAGUUUCAGUGUCUAAAAAUAUUUUGAAAAAAUAUGUUCAGUUUUUCAGAAACUAAUUAGACAAUCAGUGAAAUAUCUCAUGCUGGCCAUAAUGAAUUAUAUGUACUUUAUAAAUCCGCCAUUUUUUAUUUUACAAUGCUAAAAGUAAUUGCUCAUUUCUUUGGUUGCGUUCGACAAUGGACUAUAAAUAUAUAAAAUACCGAAUUAUUUCUCUGUCUCUCUCUAAUUAUAUAUAUAAUAUGAAGUAUUUUCGUUUGUUCUGUAUAAAAAACUGAUUUUUUUAAUCAUGUAAAUGGUUUUUUGACAAAUGUGUGAUCAAAUUGAAGAUAUGUAUUAUGAAAUUGAUUUCGGUUUGAGAAUUAUUCGGGCUAAUAAUUAUAGAGUAUAUUCUUUGAUCAAUGAUUAUAUAUUUGUCAAUGAACUAUGUAUAAUUUGACUUAAUUACUCAAACUCGGACGAUCUUGCAACAUUUGGAAAAUAUAUUGUUUAGUACUACGUUAGUUGUAAGUCUGUCGACCUUUAGUUUAGUUUAGUUGAUUCCUCUUCCAUUUAGCUAUAAUUACGUUUUUUAUUAUUAUUAAUUAUCUAUAAUUUGUUGUCUAUGCGUACUGUAUAAGUCUAUUUUAAGAUUUUUUGAUAUGUACGCAUUCGCCCGUAAUUUAUUCGCAACUGGUCGUCUUAUGAAUGGUUCAAAUUAUCAGACAAUGCCAUAAUCCUGGAGAUUGUGCACGAAAUGAGGCUUUUUUGUUAUUUUAUUUUUGUUUUUGUCAAUGGCAACCCCAGCAGCCUGUGUAACAUAGAGCAUUUGUUUCCUUUUCCUGUUCAAAUGCAUAGAUUAAAAUAUAACUACAAGAAAGGUCUAAUUAUAAAAAUGAAUAAUAUUAAUUAAAUAUAAAUGUGCCAUUCAUUUUGCUAA